AUGGGAACGGCUGCUUCUGCAAAUAGACGAGACUCGGACCUAAUUAGUCCUAGGGCUGAGGCACUUGCCAAAGAAAACGGGGUAAGACAAACAGUAUCGUAUGUAACUUACAAAUACAAACGUUGCUAGCCAGUUGACCAUCUGUGCUCUGGUACUGACCAGACGCUGCUCGACAUCAUGGAAUCUAUUUUUUAGAUGUUGGCGAUAAAAAUCGGACGGUUUCUUAAACAUGUUUCUCCUUUAAUCUCCAAGGAUUUUAAAUCCUGCAUGGGUUUCUUUUAGUUUCAAGCUGUUGAGUCUUCGCCACUUUAUCUUUCUCACCAUUGUCCGAAGACAUGUUGUAAGUCAGACCUGCCUGCUUGGCUCCCCGUUACGCACUCUCAGACCUGAUAUAUGAAUCACAUAGCACAGUCAUGCCUAUUUGCAAAAAAAGCCUUUUUUUUCAACAUCAAAUCAACAGCAACUGAUGUUAGAUUCCCCAGCCUUGAUCGAUUUAGGACAUGGAACAGUUCGUUAUCGUCUCCCAGAUGAAAAGAGAGAACAGGAAAAUAUGAAAGUCAAAACAGGAUACUUCUAUCAUCCUAGGCUUGAUGACUUCAGCGAAGGUAUGACUCAUAUACACAGAUUUGACUGAUGAACUUAAUGCAAGUGGUGUUCCUAAACAUGAAAAAAUUCAAUCAUUUCCAAAACACGUAUGUGUGGGUGAAUGGAAAAAGAUGAACCUAAAUUAAGUUUUACUUUUGUGUUUCAAUUUUAUCCUGGGUUUGAAUUGGUGUUUUGUUUGUUUUGGGUUGGUGAUGCAUAUAUUCUGUGAUAGCAUCUAACUCUUUCACUCCCAAGAUCUGAGUAGUAAUUCUCUUUACUGUCUGUCAUACAAUUCUUAUGACGUUAAUUUGAGAAUUCAGUAUUGGAUCAAUUAAUAAUCCCAAAGUAAAUCUUUUUCUUUUUUUCCUCGUCACUUGUCUGGUUAAUUAUGUAUUGAUGUUGUAAGGAGAAACUAUGUCUUGAGAGUGAAAGGGUUAGAAGAAAGGAAAUAUAAUUAGAACCACAGAUAAAAUUGAAUUAUAAAAUAAUUCAAAUAGUACGCACGCUCUGAUUGGCCAUAAAACCAUUUUACAUGAGCGUAUGUAAACAUGGUUUUUGUUCCUCUUUCAUUAGUUAUUUUAUAAAAGAAAUGUAAAGUGGUUUCCGUGUUUCUUGAUAAGCUGGAAACCAGUCCGCUUUGCAUCAUAGUUUCCUACUCUUAUCUCAUGUUCUCCCAACCUCCUGUGUGUUUACAUAAGGCUAUGUAAACACGGAAAUCAUUUUACAUUUCUUCACCAUAACAUGCGAGUGUACACUUGAUUUUACUGUAUUCUCUUUUGCAUGCAUGUUAAAUGUGGACAAUUUUCUGCAAUUCAAUUUAAUCUCAUUUAAGUGCUUCAUUAAAGAGUUGCAUUUAAGAGCAUCACAUAAGUUAAGGUAUACUACAUGUAUAUUGAGUGUUGCACUACUUGUACAGUAAAUGAGCAAUGGCUAUCAAAAAUAUUUUUUCCAUUGUAGUAGAUUUUACUUUUGCAAAAAUUGAAUAACAAAGAUAAAAUCAAUAUAUCACUUUUACUCUCCAUUUUUUAAAGAGCCUUUAUAUUACUUUUUUUGCAAAGUACCCUGUGAAUUGUGUUUUUCUGAAUGCAGAUGCUGAAGUGAGACCCGAAGACAGCUUUAAAUUCCAUUAUGUGUUCAAAGGACCAAAGAAAGAUGGUAAAGUAAAGCGAUUAUACUAUGUUUAUGGGACAAGCUUGUCCGCUAAAGAUGAAGGAAUCAAGCAAGAACCCCACAGGCCAGUAGGGAAAGGCUACAAUUGGCCAGAAUCCUAUAGGAAGGCCAAUAACUUGUAUUAUGAGUUGACCUUUGCUGACCAAGGUUAGAAAUUGAUUCCUCAUAUGGUUAUGCAUGUGUGCCAAACACUGCACCACACCUAUCUGACACAACAAUUUAAAAUAAAAUUAAAAGUUCAAGGUUGCUUGAAUAAUCUGUCAAUAAGGGAGACAAUAAAAAUUCUGGCAGGAAAAAAAUUUGCCAAUUACAACUGUAAUCAUCCAGGAAAAGAAAGGUAGGAACUCCAAGUACAUGACUGUACAGUUGCAGGAAUCAUGACAGUAUGCAACCCAACAGGUGAUGUACAGUUUAAGUGGAGUUGUUAAUGUGGUGAUUAUCCAUAGUGGUAUGUUCUCAAAAUGUGAUGUUUUAUGCCCACCAGGCGUUUCCUUUGGAAUUAGUGGUACAUGCCUAAAAUUAACAGUCCUAAAACAUUAACUUACCCCUCUCACAUAGUGACUGUUUAAGGCUUUGGAAGAGUUGGAGAAAGCUGGGGAUAAGGCUAGGAUGCUCUCAGUUUAUCCCUUUAGUCACCCUUUGGUUAUUGCAAGGAUGAUGCUGCCUUUCAAAAGUAACUAGGGCAGUUACCCAUGUAUUAAAUUCAAAAGCCCUUAUCUUAUGGGUGGGAGAGGCCACCCUGCAUUUGCUUGAUAGGUAACCAUGGCGUGAUAUAGAUCAUAAUCAGAUUCAGCUGUAGAAUUAGGUCUAUCAGCAAUCACUAGUAGAGUAUGUAAAGAAGCAAAGCACAUUGCAAUCUCUUUGAAAAUUUUCCCACAACAUCACAUUGGUGAACCUGCUACAUUGAAUUGGUUUUCCCCUUAUUACCUUUGACAGAAUUAAUGAAUCUAAUAGCCUUUUAGGGGCAAUGUCAUUACAUUUAGGGCAAAGUCACGCACCUUAGUGGGCUAUAUUUGUUGUUAAACAUCAUAAUGGAAGGGGGGGGGGGGGUCAAAAAAUCUGUCUCACUAUCUUCAAACUGCUGUUCCUUUAGGACAUCCAUUCUGCUGGUUCAUUGGCUGCUGCUGACUAUGUUUAAAGAAAGAGUUACAUUAAACUUCUUGUAGAACAACAUAUAUAAACAACUGUCAUCAAGUUAGUUUUUUUUUAAUUUAUACAUCAGGUGAGGAUGAUUUUACAGACUCAGACAGUGUAAUGACUGGAGCAGAUUCUCCAGAACUGACAGAUUCUGUUGCUGAUAAAUAUAAAUUGAGGUAUUGUAUACUAAGUACAUGAGUGUUUAUAGCCCAUACUAUAAUUGGGGAGGCAAUGUGGCCGAGUGGUUACUGAGCACUGGACUUAUAAUCUGGUGGUACCCAGAUUCAAGAAUUCCACGCUGCUACUCUCUGAAUUUGUUCUUAGUUGUUCCCAGUUCAAAUCCUCAGCUAGUUGGGAUUUUCAAACUUUGUUUAUUUACAAGGGGAGUGCCUAAUUGACGUUAUUAUUUUAUUAUUAUUAUUAUUAUUAUUAUUAUUAUUAUUAUUAUGUAAACUUAAAGUGCACUGUCUUAGAUCUAAAUUGAGAGUCCUAUUACAAAUUUGCUUUCUGUACACUUAUUAUGAAAUAGAUAUUGAGAAGACAACAAAUAUAUUGUAUCCAACAGGAUUGUUCUUGGGGAAAUGGAAACAGUAGACUCUCUUAAGAUGAGAAUGGCCUUAAGACUGUUGAUACCAGCAGUGAACUUUCAUAUCCUUCAUAAUAAAAAAGAGUUAAGGUAUGUUGGAUACAUCAACAAUCAAUUAAUUUCCACCCAUUUUUCUGUAUGUUGUCAGAACAAAACUAGUUUUUUGGUUCCUAUGUGGUAUAUACACUGUCCUAAAGCAAUAUGAAUACAGUCUGAGGGUAGACUUAGUAGGGAUAACUGGACAUUUUUUAUGGAUCAUUGAUCUCUCACUGAGUUUCUCUCUCUCUCAAAUGCAAAUGUUUAGUCUUUGUAAGUUUGCCUCACUAUGAUUUACAGCUUAUAGUUUACUUUUCUGACUGGGAAAGGAGGCAGUCAAGUGAACAGGUUAAAACCAAUUUAAGCAUCAGACUUACCUGGUGAAAGCCCUAAAAGUGAGAGAAUAUCUGCAUUUUCCUCAAUAUUCCAAUUUUACUCCCUCAGAGUGUUCUCAUUUUGGUUGUUUUGCAUGUUCUGGCAAAAAAAAGUUUUCUGCUUUGGUUGUACAUAUCUGUGUUAUGCAUGACAUUGUUUCAAGUUUUGUUUGGUUCUUUCUUUUUUUUCCAUGAAAUAAUUGUUUUCAUGACUAUUUUCUUGAUGUAGACCAGAAGACAUUGUAGGAGAUCUGAGGACACCUGAACAAGGAAACUGGAGGAAAUUUGCUGUUGUUCUAAAUCUAACUUAGUGACUUCAUUGCAAAUUCAUGAGCAGAUUCUCUUUCCUGCGAACUAUGGGUUAAAACCUCAGCCUUGAGGCUAUUUUGACUACCUUUUGUUUAGUGACAGAGGUCUUUUUUCAGCCUCUGAUUCAAGUGCAACAAACUAAUUGAUUUUUGACAUGUUACUUUUGUUUGACAAAAGAGGAAAGAUGACCUAACAGAUUAAAAAACAUCUACUUUGCUUGCUAUUUUUUCCCCUCUAGAGUGCAAUUCACUCAGUGUUAUGCUUGCUGAUAAUUUAUGUUUUUUGCAUAUGUUGUAUUAUGUGGUCAUAAUCAAAUUUCUCAAGUUAAAAGAACCUUCCUACAAAAAUCAGUUAUUUUUGGGCACUUACUAUUUAUUUUUGUACUAUUUAAGAUUCUUUGUAAUAAUUUUGUGCUAUUUAAGAUUCUUUGUAAUAAUGCUUAGGGUAACAUAAAAAAAAAGAAAAAAGUGACACAAAUUCACCUGUAGAUAAUCUCUAAAGAGGAAAAAAUUGGGAAUAUUCUUCCCUAAACUGUGUAAAUAAAGGAGUUAGUCAACCAGAUAGCUUUGUGCACACAUGAAGAUAGCAACUGCAAAAUCCUACCUCAACUUAUCUGUCAUAUUGUAAUGAAUACCAAUGAAUACCAGGUUACCAAUUAAUUGACUUGUGUAUCUCAAGAAUUUGUGGAACACCCAGGCAAUGAUAUGGAUAUUUAAGAUUACAGUGACAGCUAGCUUUAAUGGAGAGAGUGACAGAAGCAAUUGGGAGUUACAGAGGUUACAGUGACAAUGACGUCGGUUCAGAGACAGUGACAGCAGUAACAGAGACAGUGACAGCAGUUACAGAGUGACAGCUGUAACAGAGACAGUGACAGCUGUAACAGAGACAGUCACAGCAGUAACAGAGACAGUCACAGCAGUAACAGAGACAGUCAAAGCAGUAACAGACAGUUAUGGCAGCUACAGAGUGACAGCUGUAACAGAGACAGUGCAAGCAGUAACAGAGACAGUGACAGCAGCUAAUGAGUGACAGCAGUAACAGAGAGGGUGACAACAGUAACAGUGAGUGACAGCAGUAACAGAGACAAUGACAGCAGUUACAGAGUGACGGCCGUAACAGAGACAGUGACAGCAGUUAAUGAGUGACAUCAGUAACAGAGAGGGUGACAGCAGUAACAGAGAGUGACAGUAGUAACAGAGACAAUGACUGUGUUUAUUGUUCUUCAUUAAGUUUUGCCAACGCGCGGGAAAAAUUGUUAACAAACAGUGUACCGUUUUCUGCGUGAGAUGUUCUUUGGAACGACUAGCGUUAAACGCUAUCUCAUAUUGAAUGAAAUUUUAAGCGGACUUUAUGUGUGGUGGACAAAAGGUUGGAAAAAUAGGGAACACCACUUGGGGUAACUAUCCAGCACUUUCACCGACACUGAAGUGAAUUAUUGUUUACGUAUAUACUAUACAGAAACCAAUAAAAUUAGUACAGACAAGUGAUCACAAGUAGCCACAGAAGAAACGAACAAAGACUUUUAAACAUGUUAAACGGCGAAAUUAUUACGAGCUGAAAACCAAAGAGAACAGGAAAUGGACUGUCGGAGUUUGUGAAGAUUUUGACGCUUUAAGAUUGCCUUGAGCAGGUGUCCUAGCGGAUUUGGACCCCCCAGUCCAAAUCCGUCAGCGGAUGUGGACCCCCCCUCUCCGCGGAUUUGGACUCCCCAACAAAACUGAGCGAAAACAUCAUCAUUGACGUUCUAGUAAAAAUAGAUGAUACUUCUGUUCCAUUGCUAGAGUUUGUUUUAGUUCAAAACAUGCGUAUUGAUGUUAUCUUGUUCACAUGAUCCCUUCACAACUUAGGAUUUUUGUUCACGUGAACGAAAGCGCUA
Messenger RNA from Pocillopora meandrina, 6073 nucleotides. The record is from the annotation of a GenBank genome assembly. NCBI's taxonomy places the organism in Eukaryota, Metazoa, Cnidaria, Anthozoa, Scleractinia, Pocilloporidae.